UAUAAAUUAAAAAUGAAGAAAUAAGAUUGGAAAUUCAUGUAGGUAUUUGGGGAUAAGGCAUCCUCAGAUAAUGUGAGUGAUGAAGAUAUCAUAUCUGCAGUUUAAUUUGAGAGGACUGGUAGAUUUUUAGGAUUAGGAGACAGGGCUGGGCGAUUAAUAGUAUUUGAGGUACCAUAAAGUAAGAAGAAAGAUAAGGCUGAAUAUUAGUAUGAAUUUAGAUGAUAAAUUAGAUAUUUGACAGAAUUAUAAUCACAUACAAGGGAAUUUGAUUUUUUAAAGAGUACUGAUAUAGAAGAGAAGAUAAAUCAAAUUUAGUGGUUAAGAUCAUAAGGGAAGAAUAUGUAUGUAUUGACAACAAAUGAUAAAACGGUGAAGUUGUGGAAGAUCAGUGAAAAAAACGUAACUAAGGUUAUCAAAUAGAGUGGAAAAGAUUUAGCAAUGCCUAAAUUAUAAGUUGUUGAAAGUGGAUUGAUUCCAAGGUAAAAAAAAUAAUUAUUAAUUAUAAAGUGUAAGAAAAGUAUUUCCAAAUUUGCAUAAUUAUCAUAUAAAUUCAUUAACAGCAUCAAAUAAUGAAGAAUUUGUUUUAACAUCAGAUGAUUUAAAAGUAUAUUUAUGGAGUGUAGAAUAACCAUCAAAAGCAUUUGUAGCAGUAGAUCUCAAACCUGAGAAUUUAGAUGAAUUAAGUGAAGUAAUAACAUCUUCAACAUUUCAUCCGACAUUGGAUAAUUAAUUUUUAUAUACAACUAGCAAAGGAAUAAUUAAAUUAUGUGAUAUGAGAAAAUCAGGAAUAUGUGAUAAUACAGCUAUUACAAUGGCAGAAACAGAGGAUCCAUCAAAAAAGAAUUUCUUUACUGAAAUAGUUACAUCUAUUUCAGAUGCCUGUUUUAGUCGAAAUGGAAAAUAUAUAUUUUCAAGNUGUAAAAUGAUUAAUAUUUUGUAUAAUAAAUUAAAACAUGUUCUCUCUUGCAUUAUAAGAAUAAAAUAUAUUAAUUUUGAUUAUAUAAAUGAUAGCUACAUAGUUAAUAAUUAUAUAUUAUAUGAUAAGAUUGUUUAAUGUUAUCUUCAGAAUUGA
Paramecium sonneborni is the source of this 1072-nucleotide messenger RNA. Lineage: Eukaryota; Ciliophora; Oligohymenophorea; Peniculida; Parameciidae. The record is from the annotation of a GenBank genome assembly.